This is a messenger RNA of Exaiptasia diaphana, 5758 nucleotides long. Its product is annotated as forkhead-associated domain-containing protein 1. The coding region runs from base 169 to 5520 and encodes 1783 amino acids. Gene Ontology annotation, molecular function: protein binding. NCBI's taxonomy places the organism in Eukaryota, Metazoa, Cnidaria, Anthozoa, Actiniaria, Aiptasiidae. The transcript is spliced from 37 exons. The record is from RefSeq and is a predicted model, not a curated record.
CUUAUCCCGUUCCCAUAGUGAUAACAGAAUACGAAUUUUUAAUCUGCCACCAUUUUGAACACAUUAUAGUUAGUUGUAUUCUCAAUGUUUUCUCAAUUAGAACAUUUUGUUGUGUUCUAGAAGCCUUGAUCACGUACUGGAGUUGUUCUAUAGCAUUCUAAUUUUGCCAUGAAGGGCUGUCUGAGAGCAAAAGAUGGAACAGCAUUACAUCAGCUGAGAAAUACAGUUACGACUGUUGGCAGGGAAGGAUGCGACCUUAUUCUUCCGUAUUCUACAAUAGAGAAGCAACAUGCUGUUAUUGAUUUUGAUGUCUCACAAGGAUGCUUCAUUUUACAAGAUUUGAACUCAGCUAAUGGAACAUAUGUCAACGAGCAUCGAGUACAGAACUCUGCCGUCAGACUGGCACCUGGUGAUAUUGUACGAUUUGGAUUUGGUAAUCCAGGAUAUGAGUUUGGUAUUGAUCAAAUCCCUAAUCUAAUAUACCAAUCUACCAAUCCACCAAGACCACAGUGGUUAAAUGGACUAUCGACACCACAGUAUUCAUCAUCCGUAUCUCUACCAUACAUCACAACAGGACUGUCAUCUAUUGUAGACUCAUUACCAGGCUAUCAGGGAUCCCAGUCUCUCGCUUCUCUACCAGGAACAGGUGGACUGGUAACAAAUGAUUCAAGAGCUGCUGAUUCAUGGGGUGGUGGGGUUAUGCCACACCCUCCCUUGAGGUCACGACCAGCGAGUGCAGGGACUGUUAAGCCAAGACCAGUAUCUGUAGGAAGAGAAAGGCCACAAGUAUUGAAUAGAGGUGGAUGGGUAGAGAAUGGAGUUUCAUCUCCAAAUACAUCAAGUCAACACAGUGUGGAAGAACUGGAGGAACGCUUGUUACGCAUGGGAGAUGAGCUUAGUAGACUAGCAUCUUAUGAGGCUGAGUGUCAUCGUAAAGAUGGAAUCAUUAACACUCUAAGAGAUGAAGUAGCUGACCUCAAGUCUAAACUGAAUGGUCAGAACUUUGGAUUCAGUGGAGGUGGGCAGGAUUCAGCAUUCUCCAGUGUUGGUAUUGUUGGUGAACUUCGACAACAAGUCUCCCAAAUGCAAAMCAUGUUGAAAGAGAAAGAACAGAAGAUGUUGAGAUACCAAGAACAACUACACACUAGAAAUGAAGAAUUAAGUACUUUGAAAGAACAGCUAGAUUCACAGUCACAAGUCAAAACCAUCAAGACAAUGAYGACUCAAGAUCCAAACAUCAGCACAAACACAUUGGCAACGCUAAGAACCCAGUUAGCUGAAAAAGACAAAAAGAUUGCACAACUUACCCACGAUAUUGACAAACUAAACAAGCAAAAAACACAAACUACUUCACUCAUGAAUACUAUWCAAAGARARAACUCUGCCAAGGACACUGUGAUYACUCAAACUAAGAUGGAGAAUGAGAAACUAAAGAAACAGCUCCGAGAAAAGGAUGUUACCAUAUCAACCAUAUCAGCAAAGUURACCCGUCAGAAGGCAACAAAAGAAGYAGAGCUUGAAGCAGAUAAAAAAGAAAAAGAGUUGAACUCAAGUAAAGAGAGACUUCAAAGCACAGAGAAGCAGCUGAAAGACCGGACAAGACAAGUCAGUGAGCUGCAGAAUGAGCUGGAGAGAGUCAAAGGUUCAAUCUCAGAAACCAGACAGUCAGAUACAUCAGAUGACAGUGCAGACAGUCAGAAAACAUACUCUAUACACGACGAGUACAGCUGUGAAAUGCUUGACAUCAAUCAGGAAGAUAGUACUAAUAGAACAUACUCUAUACACGACGAGUACAGCUGUGAAGAUAGUACUAUUGACAAUGAAUACAUGGACCUGUUACUGGUAGAAGAGAGUAGAGAGUUAGAAAGAAGGAUAAGUUUACUAGAGUACCAGUGCAAUUGUCUACAGAUAUUCAUAUUGUAUUAUUGUAGUGGAGGUGGGCAGGAUUCAGCAUUCUCCAGUGUUGGUAUUGUUGGUGAACUUCGACAACAAGUCUCCCAAAUGCAAAMCAUGUUGAAAGAGAAAGAACAGAAGAUGUUGAGAUACCAAGAACAACUACACACUAGAAAUGAAGAAUUAAGUACUUUGAAAGAACAGCUAGAUUCACAGUCACAAGUCAAAACCAUCAAGACAAUGAYGACUCAAGAUCCAAACAUCAGCACAAACACAUUGGCAACGCUAAGAACCCAGUUAGCUGAAAAAGACAAAAAGAUUGCACAACUUACCCACGAUAUUGACAAACUAAACAAGCAAAAAACACAAACUACUUCACUCAUGAAUACUAUWCAAAGARARAACUCUGCCAAGGACACUGUGAUYACUCAAACUAAGAUGGAGAAUGAGAAACUAAAGAAACAGCUCCGAGAAAAGGAUGUUACCAUAUCAACCAUAUCAGCAAAGUURACCCGUCAGAAGGCAACAAAAGAAGYAGAGCUUGAAGCAGAUAAAAAAGAAAAAGAGUUGAACUCAAGUAAAGAGAGACUUCAAAGCACAGAGAAGCAGCUGAAAGACCGGACAAGACAAGUCAAUGAGCUACAGAAUGAGCUGGAGAGAGUCAAAGGUUCAAUCUCAGAAACCAGACAGAAUGAUCGAACAUUACAGCAAGAGUUGGACCAUGCCAAGGCUCAAUUCCUUGAUGCUAACAGAGCAGAGAAACUACUAAAAGUUGAUAUGCAGCAACUUGAGAAAAGGUUUGAUCGUUUUAGRCGUAARGUUAUCCAGAAUGUUCAUGCUGGAGGCAAAAAGCUGACUUCGAACAAGGAACUGGAUGACGAUGAACUCCUGGAUCUCGUCAAGGACUUGUCUCAAGAUAAUGUCAAACUAGUUGACGAGUUACGCGAAUAUGCAGAAGCAGAGGAGAAGAUGCAAGCGCAAAAAGCAGAUCUAAAAGACGCCAUGGCAACACUUCGCAAAGACAUGGAAAGCAUGGAGAGACAUUUAUCCAAAUAUGGAAGAGACUGUAAUACACUUGAAGAAGAAUUAACAAAACUAGAAGAGCUUCAUACACAUGAAAACUUGCUAUGGAUGAAGGAUGUAAUGUCAAGGCUUUUAACCCAUGAAAUAACAUGGCAAAAAAGAAUAGAAGACACAAUGAGACGAGCUGGAGUGAGAGACGACGAUGAGGACGAAGAUGACAGUCCUCCUUCUGUGGAAAGGUURUGCAGACAAUUGCAGAAACAACGGGACCAGUGCAGACAUCUCCAAGCAAAAAUCACUGAAAUGGAGGAGACUCAUCAGGAUACARUCCUCAAAUUACGAGAAGAUGCCAAGCAUGAUGAAGAACGUAAGAUAGCACGAGCCAUUGCCGAAGUCAAGGGCGAUGAAGAGGAAAAGCGGCAUAAAAUGUUACAAGACCUAAGAGUGCAAGAGCAGGAAAGAAUUCGCGAAGCUGUGGAAACUGAGCGAAGAAUUCUGGAAUCUCAACAUGGAAGUGUCACGCAACUACAGCAGACUCUGAGUGAGAAAGAACAAGAACUKCUUCGUCACAGACGUGCRCUAGCUGAAGCCAAAGCACAGUACGAACAAGCAAAGAAUGAACUUGUAACUGCUAAAGACAGUGAGAGUUCWCUACAAACGCAGUUGCAAGAACUGGUUACAAGCCACGAAUCACAGAUAAAACAAGUCAUCAAAGAAAGAGAUGAACUGAAAAACUACAAACAAGAYGAAGUGACAUCCUUCAAGGAACAAACACGUCAACACGCCCGUACCAUCGUUGCCAUGGAAGACCGUCUGCUACUGCUGACCAAACAGAACAAGCAACUAGAAAUUGAGCUGUCGUACUACAAACAAGGAGGAAAACACAGACCGUCGUCUCCACGUAAAGAAAGACCACCUUCACCAAGAAAGGAAACAAGACCCCAGUCUCCUAAGAAGGAGCCCAAGCAAACUCGAUCGGUAGAGACUGAGACGAUUCCUCAGACCAAUGUUGAGGCUUCGCUUAAAUCAGACGUUUAUAAGCUUGAACAGUUGGUGCUUUUGUUAAGGCGAGAAGCAAGCCAGGCUAAAAAGGAAGCKCAAGCUCAAGCAGAUGUAGUCCAAGCCCUUCGCCGAGAUCUGGCCGGGGCUUCGGCACGAAUGUCCGACAUGGCCGGCGAACUGGACGACAAACAAAAACAAAAACUCGAAGAAAAAGAGGAAAGGAUCAAAGAUCAAGACUGCGAACUUGAAGAACAAAAGAAACAAUUAGCGCAAUUAUCCAUGUUGGUUGACGAACAGCAGAGACAGAUUGAGGAUAGAGAAGGAAAACUAAACGAAAAUGAAGCCAAAAUAGUUAAACAUCACAAAGAUUCAGUCAAGAAGAACAUGCAGUUAGUCGAGUACACUGACAAACUGGAGAAGGCGGUGGAAGAUCAGGCUGCGCAUAUGGAACAAAUUGAAAAAGAGAACAAGAAUACAACAGACUUGUACAAGGUCGGCAUGCGUUGUCGUGGUGAGCGACAUGAUCUGGUUAUCGCACGACAGAAAGAAGCUUUGAUGGACUUGAGAAAGAAAUCUAAGAUCAUGGAACAACUUAAACCGCCAUUACCAAGCCACGAGCAGUCAUUACAGCAAAUUGUCGCUCUUAAAAACGAGUUGUCCGAACUAAGGGCAUCCAUCGCCAACAAAGAAGAGGAUUAUCACAAGACGGAGUCAGAAAUGCAUACAGAGGUAUUAGCUAAUAUGCGUUAUGAUAUGGAAAUUAUAGUACAGACAACUGUCGUGAUAUGGAAAUUGUAUACAGAUGAGGUGAUUAGUCAUGCUUUGCUGUUACUACAGGAAGACAGUGUAGUCACCAAGAAGUCUUCAUGUCAGUCAGUUAUAGACAGACGACCGUCACAAGAAACUCUCUACGUGCGGGUUCUUCCUUCGGGUACACAGUACCUUAAGUUAGCGCGUGCCCUGGCAUCGUUGCUGGAAGUCGACCCUUUACCAGGAAGUCGGUCCAUGGCAUACUUACCAAUAGAAGAACGAGAGAGACUAGAGCAAGAACGAGAUGAGGCUGUGGAGUUGAUGGUGAACCGAGUGAAGCGUUUACACGAGAGACUGGAGAGGAAAGAGAAGUUACUUGGUGGAUAUGAAGACGAUCUCGUUCAUCUAAGAGAAACAAAGUCYAUUGCUGGUCAAAAAACAGCUGAAGCUAAGGGACUAAAGAUUGAUGURCGUGAUCGUCAGGAAGAGAUUGCUUACCUUCGUGAAUCGCUGUCGAGAACGAGAGAUGAUCUCGACCAACAACGGAGAUUAAAUAAAUGCUUACAGGAACGAAAGAAAUUCGCGAUGGAUUAUGAAGAUCGUGAUCAUCACCAAACCGCUCACUCUUGUUAUCAAGACGAAUUUACRARAUAUCAGGAAGAGAAGAAAAAGAAAAAAGCUACAGAAAAAAUGAAACGAAAAAAUUACGAAAUAGAAUCUYUAAAAAAGGAGCUUCGUUCAGCUGACAGAGAGUUAAAUAGCACAGCACUCAAACUACARGCACUUGAAUCAAGUAGAAGUGGGCGGAGUAUACAUGAUGAUAUUCCUACCAUAGAGCUCGAUGGUGUAUAAUAGCGUGUAUAGAAGACUUCGAUAAGAGUUUCAAGAACUACUUACAAUUGCCAUUAAGAAGAGGAAUGAAUAACAAGCCUUGGAUGAUAGCAAUAUUCUGUAAGCUCUUAUAAUGACAAAGAAAAUUGCUCUUUUGUGAYAAUAGCUUGGUGCUGUUUUACAAGUUGUGUAUAUAGUGUAAAAAAUGAAUAGUACAKUAGAAAAACUUAUGUAAAAUAAAAGAACAUUUCUAUUUGAA